Molecule: messenger RNA, 1039 nt
Organism: Chelonia mydas (Green sea turtle)
Lineage: Eukaryota; Metazoa; Chordata; Testudines; Cheloniidae
Source: the annotation of a RefSeq genome assembly
AUGAACCCCUACGCACAUACAAUUAUCAUCCUAAGCCUAAUUAUAGGACCACUACUCACAAUCUCCAGUAACCACUGAAUCCUAGCAUGAACCGGCCUAGAAAUCAGCACUCUAGCUAUUAUCCCACUAGUCGCUAAACAACACCAUCCACGAGCAACUGAAGCCGCCACCAAAUAUUUUCUAACACAAGCAACUGCCUCAACACUAAUCCUAUUCUCCAGCAUUAUUAAUGCCUGAAUACUAGGCCAAUGAGAUAUUACACAAAUAUCAAACAACACAUCAUGCACAAUUCUUACUACCGCCCUAGCCAUCAAACUAGGACUCGCCCCAUUCCACUUUUGACUACCAGAAGUAAUACAAGGAACUUCCACAACAACAGCUCUAAUCUUAGUUACCUGACAAAAACUAGCCCCACUAUCAUUACUAAUAAUAACCUCCCAAUCCCUAAACACACCACUACUACUAAUACUAGGACUAACAUCUACCCUAAUUGGCGGAUGAAACGGAUUAAACCAAACCCAACUACGAAAAAUCAUAGCAUUCUCCUCCAUCGCCCAUCUAGGAUGAAUAAUUACAAUCCUUACUUUAUCCCCCAAACUUAUAUUAUUUACAUUCUACACCUACAUCAUCAUAACCUCAACAAUAUUCCUAAUAAUUAAACUCCUAAAAACAAACAAAAUCUCCACAAUAAUAACAUCAUGAACAAAACUCCCAACCAUAAACACCCUAAUAAUACUAACCCUCAUAUCACUCGCAGGCCUACCACCACUAACAGGAUUCAUACCAAAAUGAUUAAUCCUCCAAGAAUUAACCAAACAACACAUAACCAUCAUAGCCACUAUAAUAGCCAUACUCUCACUCUUAACCCUAUUCUUUUAUCUACGAGUCUCAUACUAUGCAACCAUUACAUUACCACCAAACUCAACUAACUAUUCACAACAAUGACGCCACAAAAACAACCAGAAACCCUACCUAGCCCUACUAACUACACUAUCAAUUUCCAUACUUCCAAUCACACCAACCCUACUAACCAUACCAU